Molecule: messenger RNA, 691 nt
Organism: Drosophila sechellia
Lineage: Eukaryota; Metazoa; Arthropoda; Insecta; Diptera; Drosophilidae
Gene: Blos1
Product: biogenesis of lysosome-related organelles complex 1 subunit 1
Exons: 2
Coding region: 70-513 (147 amino acids)
Biological process (GO): endosomal transport
Cellular component (GO): BLOC-1 complex
Source: RefSeq, a predicted model, not a curated record
AAACAGCUGAUUUCAUGUGUUUCGACAAAAGUUGUUUUUUCUUUGGAUUUGUUUACAAAAAGCUUCAAUAUGUUAACUUCCAUGGUAAAGGAGCAUCACAAGGAGCAGGCGAAGCGAAAACAGGAGCAGGAGGUGCGUCGAAAGGAGGCAAUAGAAGCGUCCAAUGAGCUCACUCAAUCUCUGGUGGACACCCUAAAUGUGGGCGUGGCUCAGGCCUACCUGAACCAGAAGCGCCUGGACGCCGAGGCCAAGCAACUGCACUUGGGCGCCACCAAUUUCGCCAAGCAGACCCACCAAUGGCUGCAGCUCAUCGACCAAUUCAGCACUGCCCUAAAGGAUCUCGGAGACGUGGAGAACUGGGCACGCAGCAUAGAGGGUGACAUGCAUACUAUUAACCAGACCCUAGAGCUGGCAUACAAAGCCUCUCGAGCGACACAGACAUCGAGCGGAGCUGGAACAGCCCUCGAGGCCUCAACUUCACCGUCGGCAAGUGCAAAUCCCAGUGCUACUUGAGCCUUUUCCAAAGAAUGCAUUGCAUUGCACUUGUAUCCUGUGGAGGUCCUUUGAGUAAGUGGUUGAUCGGUUCCGUUUCCCAUACAAACCUAGUUAAUCCUAAUUAAACUGAAAUUUAUAGAAGCUUAAGUAAAUGAUAUGUGCGACAAAUUCAAUAAAACACCUAUUCACAAGUUAA